Molecule: messenger RNA, 2454 nt
Organism: Poecilia latipinna (sailfin molly)
Lineage: Eukaryota; Metazoa; Chordata; Actinopteri; Cyprinodontiformes; Poeciliidae
Gene: pank1a
Product: pantothenate kinase 1a
Exons: 8
Coding region: 580-1950 (456 amino acids)
Biological process (GO): coenzyme A biosynthetic process
Cellular component (GO): cytosol; nucleus
Molecular function (GO): ATP binding; pantothenate kinase activity
Source: RefSeq, a predicted model, not a curated record
UCAACACAUCACGCGUGCAAAGGACUGCGGGGAAUGAGGUUGACAGCGGACAGCAAGGCUCAUAAAUAAAGCGCCCAUCUGUAGGCUAGUGUUUAGGCUCUGCUUUUAAUCUACCUGCGAGGAACGCGAUACGGACGAGCCCAUUCUCGUAUUCACAAUCGUAUAUUAGUCACUGAUUUUUUUUUUUUUACAGCAGAAAAACCGGUCGAGGGAGGUGGACGGGUGCGAUACUCUGCUACGUAGCAGUCUAGCCACACAUUCUCUUUUAUACGUACACAAAUACACACACGGACUACUGCCGCGCUUGCCAGGAUCUCAAUGAGGGGGAAUGACCGAGAGUGACCUCAAAGGACACGCUAUGUUUUAGCGAGUCUUUCCAUUUUAAAACCCAGACGGCUUUUCAGUAAAAAUGAGGGCAAACAUUUUGUUUGGUGUUUUAGCGUAAGUACGGCAUCGCUGUUCGCGUGGCGGUCUCACAAGCCUGCCAGCGGGGCUAGUGUUAGCCAGCUAAGCUAAACUAGCUAAAGCCUACACCGGCUGUUUCCCGCGGAUGCUAGGCUAGGUUAGGCUAGUGCUGCCAUGGAUAAAGCGAAGUCAUUGGUGGACAAGAAGGGAGCGUCGGGACCUUUUCAUGUCAACAACGUUCAGAGUCCAAGAGGGUUGAACGGCCUCGUCGUGGUAGCCGCUAACGGCAGCUGCUCCACCAGCAAUGCAUUCGGCUUAAGCACAGGACCCAGCAGCAGCACGUUUGAAAUGCAUCACCUGCAGCGUGGGGAGGAGAAGGACUGCAACGGGUCCCCGGCAAAGAGAAGCCGGUUGCGAAGGAGGACGGAGUCGGUGAAACGGAACAGACCUCCUUUCCCCUGGUUUGGAAUGGACAUCGGUGGCACCUUGGUUAAGCUGGUGUACUUUGAGCCAGUCGACAUCACUGCAGAAGAAGAACAAGAAGAAGUUGAAAACCUCAAAUCUAUCCGCCGCUACCUCACCUCAAACGUGGCCUAUGGUAAAACAGGUGUCCGCGACGUCCACCUGGAACUGAGGAACCUGACCAUGUGUGGCCGGACAGGCAACCUGCACUUUAUCCGCUUCCCGACCCAGGCCAUGCCCCGGUUCAUCCAGAUGGGACGAGACAAGAACUUCUCGAGCCUGCACACGACGCUGUGCGCCACGGGAGGCGGCGCCUACAAGUUUGAGAACGACUUCAGAGCCAUGGCUGACCUGGAGCUGCUGAAGCUGGAUGAGCUGGACUGCCUCAUCCGUGGCCUGCUGUUUAUCGACCGGGUCGGUUUCAACGGACACCCGGAGUGCUACUACUUCCAGAACCCUUCGGAUCCCCACAGCUGCGUGAAAAAGCCCUGCAACCUGGGCAACCACUUCCCAAUGCUGCUGGUCAACAUCGGCUCCGGGGUCUCCAUACUGGCGGUCUACUCAGAGAACAACUACAAACGGGUAACCGGGACAAGCCUGGGAGGUGGAACGUUCCUCGGCCUCUGCUGCCUCCUGACGGGCUGCGAGACGUUCGAGGAGGCGCUGGAAAUGGCCAGCAAGGGCGACUCCACAAACGUGGACAAGCUGGUGAAAGACAUCUACGGCGGGGACUACGAGCGCUUCGGCCUGCAGGGCUCGGCCGUCGCCUCCAGUUUUGGUCACAUGAUGUGCAAAGAGAAGCGAGACAGCAUCAGUAAGGAAGACCUGGCCAGAGCCACACUAAUCACCAUCACCAAUAACAUAGGAUCUAUAGCACGCAUGUGUGCUGUCAACGAGAAAAUUGAGCGGGUUGUGUUUGUUGGGAACUUCCUUCGGAUCAACACCGUGUCCACAAAGCUGCUAGCCUACGCCAUGGACUUCUGGUCAAAAGGGCAGCUACGAGCCCUCUUUCUGGAGCAUGAGGGUUACUUUGGAGCGGUCGGAGCGCUUAUGGAGCUGCUGAAGACGUCGGAGGACCUGUGAAGGGAGUUUGCCGGCCUCUCCCGUUGGCACCGCGACGCCCUCGACUCUAAAUGCUGUGACGUCAUUGUUAGCAGAUGACACUACUGAGAGGUCCCAAUCAGAGACCUCUAAAGGAACACUAAGAGAGACUCAAGACGCUGAGAAAAAGCCAUUUUAAUAAUUUAACUCUUGUAAAUAAUGAUAGCCUCUAACGAUUGUUCCCAGAGCUCCUUCUAUCAUAGAGUUUUAAUAUUGUGAUCUUUUAAUUUAUGGUUUCCUGUUGGUUCCUGCAAUCAGGAACCACAGAGACAGAGUAUUUUAGUAACCUGGGCUUUUACUGGGACAGGGGUGGGGAGGGGGGGUUGUGUUUGUGUGUCUAGCUACUGUAGCAUUACAUCCUGGGGGACAGAAGUACAUCAGGUGACUGUUUUUGCAGCUUCUGUUCAGAAGAGGAUGUCUGCACACAAAAGAAGCCACUCUUCACCGAGCAACCUUUUUUUUUUUUUUUUUUUUUUUUUUUUUUUU